AUGAACAGAAAUCCGGGUGCUACGGACUUACUCAUGCACCAGGCUAGGGAUCUUUCGGCUGGCGUAUUGAUGAUCUCGGAACCCAGUUAUAUCCCUAGAUCGGGAAACUGGUUUAAAAGCCCGGACGAUGCUUCUGCCAUUUUUAUUGACAAUCAUCUGGUAAGACACAGAUGCCAGCUGGCCUGUGCCGGUCCUGGUUUCGUGGCGGUAUAUUGUAGUCCAUUUUUGUUUAUCUCGGCGUACGUCUCCCCUAAUCUAGGCCUAAAAGAAUUUAACAAUUACUUAAACGGAUUGUCACGUCCACUACUGACCAGAGCGGACAAAAUAAUUAUCUGCAGCGAUUUCAACGCGAAGGCUGAUUUAUGGGGAUCACCCAUCACAGAUGGUAGAGGCCGCCUUUUAAUCGGAUGGGCAGCAGAGAAGGAGCUUUGUGUUGGCAAUAGAGGGGAGACUCCAACAUGUGUACGGCCUCAGGGAAGCUCUAUUGUGAAUCUGACAUGGAUUUCCCCAGAUUUACUCCGAUUUAUUAAAAACUGGAAGGUCCGGGAGGAUGUCGAGUCUAUGUCAGAUCAUAAUUAUAUUACCUUUGAUCUCUGUUCGGAACACAUAGAAGCACCCUCAAAUCGCUUAUUACUCCGCGGCUGGAGCAUUAAAAGUCUGGAUGAAGACCUUUUCCAAGCUGUUCUUGCUUGGAGAGGCGAAGGCCCGGGCAUAGAGAUCCAACGUGAUGUGGACAAAUUCAUUAAAUGGAUUGACAAGACUAUGGAGGAGGCAUGUGACGCAGGUAUAAAUAGGAUUGGUCCACGAAAACCGAAAAAACAGGCAUAUUGGUGGCAGGACUCUGCCGCAGCUGUUCGUCGGGAUUGCAUAUGCGCUAGGCGGCUUCUACAAAAAGCGAAAAAAAGGAGUCGUUCUCAAGAGAUUAUCAACAGGCUAUCGGCGGAUUAUAAAAUAAAGCGUAAAAAUUUAAGAGUAGAAAUAAACAGAUUAAAGUCUAUAGCAUAG
Messenger RNA from Formica exsecta, 1005 nucleotides. RefSeq lists its product as uncharacterized. Gene Ontology annotation, molecular function: catalytic activity. Bases 1 to 1005 code for a protein of 334 amino acids. Lineage: Eukaryota; Metazoa; Arthropoda; Insecta; Hymenoptera; Formicidae. The record is from RefSeq and is a predicted model, not a curated record. The transcript has a single exon.